AUGGCACGAAAUACCUUGGGCCGCAUGCCGGCCAAUUCACUUCCUCUCCCAUAUGCGCACGUUCAACAACCGGCACCGCGGCGCGAGCCCCGCCAGCCCAGCCGCACGUCCAAGGUCAACACGAAGCUCAAGGUCCUCCCCACGCAGCCAGAUACCAUCCCCGAAGAGGACGACGAGGAUAAUUCCGCCAACGAUGAGGUGGAUGAGGAGCAGAACGGCGUCAAAUUCUUCACCCCGCUAUAUCAGAUUCCUGCCGGUUCGGCAAGGCGCGACGCGUUGAAUCUGACGCGCUCGGAGAAGGCCAAGCUUCCGCGCGUGACAGCCUACUGCACAGCUGCCUCGUACGACUUGGAGGGGCUACAGACGUACCUCUCCAAUCGUCCACUUGCCUAUCGCACGCACCCGCGCCUCUUCGAGGCCGAGUGCCUAUACACACAGUAUCUCCCACCUGCUUCACCCAACUCGGUGGUCCCCAUUCAUCGCAGUCCUGUGAUUAAGCCCCUCCAGCCGCUCACGACUGUGCCUGAGGGCGACUUAUUGAAUCUCGGCGAGGACCAGUGGCGCUAUACCCCGCCGCGCCCCAAACGCCAGACGGGCUUCGCCAAGCGUCCCGGCGGAAAUACUCGGCGGGAUCGCGAACGCGCGCUCGACCGCGACCGCGACGAUGUGGAGAACGACUCGGAUUGCGACGAUUGGGAGGAGGAGGAUUGGGUGCCGGACGUGUUCCUGUUCGAGUACGGUACAGUCGUCAUCUGGGGGAUGACGGAGAAGGAGGAGAAGCAGUUCCUGCGUAGCCUCAAAAAGUACGAGGUUGAGCGCCUCAGCGCCGAGGACAUUGAGAUGGAGGACCUCAACUUCUACUAUGCGGACUACUCGCGAAUCUUCAACGAUGUCAUUACGUUGCGCAAGGGCUCGUCAUAUAUGACCAAGCUCGCGUUAUCACAUGCCCUGUCACAGUCGGUCAAGAUCUCGCUCUUCGAGGAGCUGAUCUCGGCGACAAUCGAGCAGACCAAGGACAUUCCUCAGAAGCUCAGUGAGACGGGCAAGAUUGGCCUGCCCCGCAGCGAGAUCAUGAAGCAGAUUGGCAGCCUGUUCAUCCUGCGGAUCAACAUUAACCUUGUUGCCUCUGUUCUUGACUCGCCGGAGUUCUUCUGGACAUUCCCAGACCUCGAGCCGCUGUACAACGCGUGUCGGCAAUAUCUUGAAAUUCCGCAGCGCAUCGACUUGCUGAAUGCGCGUGUCGAUGUCCUACACGAUAUGCUCAACCUUCUCAAGGAGUCGGUUAACAGCUCGCACGGCGAGCACUUGGAGGCAGUUGUCAUUCUCUUAAUUGCGUUGGAGAUUGUACUGGGAGUCAUUACUAUCUACGUGGACGUGAGUGUCUCGUAG
Molecule: messenger RNA, 1389 nt
Organism: Cutaneotrichosporon cavernicola
Lineage: Eukaryota; Fungi; Basidiomycota; Tremellomycetes; Trichosporonales; Trichosporonaceae
Gene: RMD1
Exons: 11
Coding region: 1-1389 (462 amino acids)
Source: RefSeq, a predicted model, not a curated record